CUGGAGCGCUUCAUGGGAGAGAGGAGACUGAGGACUGACUGUGCCGUUUCCACAGAACUGGGUCGGAAUUGACAUGAAAAAAAGAGGCUAUUUUAUCUUGUUUGUCUUUUUUUUACUGGAGAAGGGAAUUGCUGUUUCUGCCUCCUGGCCAUCCCUACUGUGAUGAGCAUCAUUGACGUGUUUAAAGUACUCUCAGUCCUGAACUUCGGACAGUCCUGAGCUUCCGACUGUUAUUAUGGACACUCUUGAAGCUGAUGGAUAGUGUUCCACUGGAUGAUACCCAAAGAUCAGCAUUAUGAUGAAGCCGGAUAAGAGGAUCUGAACCCUGGUCAUGAAACCGCUUAUCAAUUUUAAGCCUAAAUUAGACUGAAUGUCAACUCUACCUGGAGACAGACUCAACUGAACUUUAUCCAGCGGUGAAGGCCACAAGCCUGCUGAGCUUUUCAUUUUUAUAUUUUUUUGGUGUUUAUUUUUGUACUAUCAGUUUUUUCAUCUGCCAUCAUCAUUCCUCACUUCCUCACCCGUCACCAUGACGACUCGGGAGACGUAGGUCAUUUCCGUUGGCGUCUCCUCGUCCGGCAUCUGGUCCUCAUGCGGGCCGAGGGCUGACAGCUGGCCGUUUCCGUCCCUCCAUCUUGACGUGUGUCUCGCGGCUUCCUCACCAUGAGGAACAAGGGGGCCAAGCAGAAGACCUCCAGGAAGAGAGGAGGGGCAGACCACGCCUUCGGCUGUGACCUCAUAGAGCAUCUCCAGGCAACUGGGCAGGAUGUUCCACAGGUUCUAAGGACGUGUGCUGAGUUCAUUGAGGAACAUGGAGUUGUAGAUGGAAUUUACAGACUCUCUGGAGUCACAUCCAACAUCCAGAGACUACGGCAGGAGUUUGUGACAGACUCGUGUCCUGACCUGACCAAAGAGAUCUACCUGCAGGACAUCCACUGUGUGGGGUCCCUCUGUAAGCUCUACUUCAGAGAACUGCCCAACCCGCUGCUCACAUACCAGCUCUACAAGAAAUUCACCGAUGCCAUGUUGGUGAAGGGUGAGAACGAACAGCUUCGCCACAUCCAGAGUGUGGUGAAGGAGCUUCCUGAAGCCCAUCUACGGACUCUGGAGUACCUCAGCAGGCACCUGUCCCACCUGGCGACCCUGAGCCAUCAGACCAACAUGCACGCCCGCAACCUGGCCCUGGUGUGGGCCCCCAACCUGCUCAGGUCUAAGGAUAUGGAGGAGGCCACGUCCUGCACAGGUGACUCUGCCUUCAUGGAGGUGCGCGUGCAGCAGAGCGUGGUGGAGUUCAUCCUCAAGCACACGGACCAGAUCUUUAACACCGGCUGCCCGGACUGGGACCUGGGACCGCCCAGAGAAGCUUCGGUGCCGACGGUGGCGGAGAAGUACGCUACACUUCCUGUUCCCUCCUCCACUACUUCCUGCGGCUCCCUGAAGCUCAUGUCCCUGGAGGAAGCACAGGCGCGGUCACUAGGCGCCAACCACCCUGCCCGGCAACGGGAGAACAGCCUCCCAGACACGCGAACGGCGGCCACACUCUACCACACCGUCAUCGACCUGUCUGAUAGCAAACGCAAGCUUUCCAGCAAAUCGUCAAAACGUUGGAAGUCGAUCUUUGGUAUUGGUCGCCCAAAGCUGAGCCGCAAUGGGAGUGUGCUCGUGAGAGCCCAAGACAACGAGAAAGCUGCAAUCCGUCCAUCCAAGAGUAUGGACUCCAUCUGCUCCCUCUCCCCAGAUGACAACAUGCCCUCAUCUGGCAACAGUGGGGUAGGUGGUUCGGGGGGAGGGGCUUGCAAUGGCCUGCCAAUCAAAUCCCGGACCCUGGGCUCAGAGGCAGACUUCAGCCUGUCAGACGAGAACCUUAAAGUGUGGGGCUUCAGUCCCAAGAGCCCAAAGAGAAGUGUGUCAUCAACUGGAGGAUCGCCGACGAGCAGCGCGACUGCCUCAGCUUCAGGACCAGCAGCGACCGCUUCACAGAAGGCCCUGCCAGAGCAGCUCAAGGUCUUCAAAGGGGAUGAAGCUUCUGGCUCCUUCCGGCCGACCUCUCCCAAGAACCGACGCAUGCUCUUCUCAAGUUCCUCCCAUCACAACUCAGGGGGAGGGGCGACUGUGGUUGGCUCUGCACCUCAUCUUUCCUUCUUCCCGCUGGAGUCCCCUUCCUUGUCGCCGCGGCACCAGCGGAAAGCUUUAAACAUCUCAGAGCCGUUUGCUGUCUCAGUGCCGCUGCGGGUGUCUGCUGUGAUUAGUGCCAACAGCACCCCCUGCCGGCCAGGUGGCGCCGGUGCAACUAGUCUUCACCCAAACCCGCCCAGUCUGAACCCAAACCCAAGUGUUAAACCUGCCAAAGUGUCUAGCUCCUCUGAACCUGGUUACUCAGGGGGACAGAAUACAACUGAUAUCAGUUCAGGCUCACAACCCAGCCCAACCAAGGAAGGGGGCGAGAGCCUGAAACCACAGUCAAAUGCCAGCAGGAUGCCUGCCAGCGGUGUUGCAGUUGACAGUCUAGCGGCAGCUUCCUGUCCCAUUAGUGUCAGACAGGAAGAGGGCGCAUGCCGUCCAGAUAAAGGAGCAGAUCGUGAUGGCCGGGCAGCUGGCCGUCACCCAGCGGAAUGUCUUCUACCAGGACUGGAGGACAUUUUAUCCAACAUGGAGGCUAUUCCCUCUCAGAACCACAACCCUAAGAUUCAGGGUGAAGGUUCCAUUCCAGAACCCCGUGCUUGUGUUCCAGGCGAUGGUGCCUCCAAUGAGAACCUCGAUCCUAAAGUCACCAAAGUCCAUAGUCCAUCUACAACUGGUCCAUCUAGACCUGGUCCAUCUUCGCCUGGUCCAUCUUCGCCUGGUCCAUCUUCACCAGAUUCAGUCAGACCUGGAGUAGCAGUGUCACCAACCCUGGCCCAGAAAGCUGAUAUUACAUCCAACCCUGGCAUCGAUCGCCCUUUAUCAGAGGCAUUGCCCACGCAGACUCCAUCGCCUCAACCCAGCCCUAAACACUCCCCACAGGCUCAGCUAUCUCAACCAGAUGACGUCAGCACAGUAAAACAACGCGCACCAGAAUCUGAUGUCAGCACAGUAAAACAACACGCACCAGAAUCUGAUGUCAGCACAGUAAAACAACACGCACCAGAAUCUGACGUCAGCACAGUAAAACAACACACACCAGAAUCUGACGUCAGCGCAGGAAAAGACUGCGCACCAAAACCAGAUGACGUCAGUAGUGGAAAAACUAAAGCACCAGAAUCUUACAUCAGUAAAGAAAAGGAAUGCGCACCAGAAUCUGACAUCAGUACUGGAAAAGAACGCACACCAGAAUCUACCACAGAUGGUGAUUCAGCUCGCCUCGCACCAGAGUCAGGGGCUGCUGAGAAUGUACAGCUGGUAAAUCUCCAUGACGAUGACAAUCUACAGAAUCUCCCUGGUAACAGAAACCAGAUGGCAACAAAAACCAAGGGAGGAGCCCAAGGUCAGACACUGGAAGGCUCUGUAAUGACAGUAUGGCCUGAAGAUGAACUGAGGAUUAUGGAGAACAUUCCAGAAGAAAACUUGGCCCCUGUUCAACCUUCAAACUUGAGCUCUGAACCUCUCAAGACAAAUGCCCCCUCAACUUCCAUAGAGCAAUCAGUUCAGAUACCAGCAGGCCAGACGACACACCAAGCCCCUCUGCUGCCAGAGUUUGGGCCUGCUCUAUCACAUCUGAGUGCUCUUAGGGAGACCGACAUUCUCAGUGACCAUGAGGACAUACUGACCUCCACAACCAACCAGUCAAGCACCCUGGCAUCAUCAAAAGAUGUUCAAAAGAAGCCGGCUUUGUUGGAGUCUGCGAUAUCACUGCAGACUUCCUGUGAAACAGCGGGGAAAGCCAAAGACUCCAGUGCUGGUAGGAAUGACAUGGCAACUCAACAGACAACCCCACCAGCUGACAAGGCCCUUGGUGACUUGAACGCUCAGGUUCCUAGAAAGACGCCACUGGGUGAGACUCUUCAGGAGGAGGAAGACGAGAAGAAACUGGAUGUCCGGCGUGGAGGGAAGGAAAAGAGGAAGAAAGGACGAGAGAAGGAGAAAGGGCUUGACCAGGUGGAGCCCUGGGAUGAUCUGAUGCACACUGAGUGGGUGACCAGUCCGCUACAUACGCCAACCAUUGAGGAACUGUUUGGUGAUGUGAUCAAUUCCCAUGCAACUGCCUCUCAGUUAGGUCCUGAAAUAGAACAUCUCUCCCAGGAGAAGAUACCAGAACUUUCAUCCAAGUUGACUGGAGUCUCCCAUCGAAACAAGGCAAUUGGCUCCCGUAGAAAUUCCUCACCCGUCAUCCAAUCUCUCCGAUCAGAGGGGAGACCUGAAAACUCCCAGAAUCCCCCACUGCAGUUGGCACCCAAAGUUCCAGCCUUGGCUGUCCCUGUCCCAAGGAGGAUCCAGCGCCAAGCAUCCCACGACUCCACUCUGUCUCACUCCGAUCCAUUGCGUCCCAGCUUCUCAGAGCAAAGGCCUGGAACCAAAACCUCCAGCUCUGCACUGACCCCUGCCAGUCGCCACCGUCCUUGCUCUCUUGACCUGGACCGUGACCUUGACUUUGUCUUUGACCUCCAUGGCAACAUUUCAUCUCAGCAGAGGGUCAUUAGAGAUAUUUCCAACCAGCCGACUUCUCAUCCGAAUGUUCUGGAUCUUUCCACCAUGAAAGGCCGAUGCAACCAGGUGGAACGGCGAGAUCCUAGUGGUGCUUGUUGGCAACGAGUCAGCAAAGGUGGCAGCGCCGACUUUUCUGAGGAGCUGGAGUUGUUCCUCUGCAACCCCCGGGCCCCAGCCAGACGGAACUCAGCCCCGCCUCCAGUGGGAGUGGCCUCUGUGCGAGCACCGCUCACCAUCCGGACGAGCCAGGCAAAAGCUGUGCCUGUGGUCCCACCCAAAGUCCAGUACAGCUCCAUGCCCGGCUCGGCCUCCUCAGAUCUGAAGAAGCUUCCAGAAGAUCAGAAGAAGGGUCCUGAGAAUCGGAAAGACUUCAAAGCGACAGAAGAAAAGCCACGUGGAAGCACUGCCACGGCAACCCCAGCCCCUCUUCCUUCCCCAUCCUCCCGUGCCAAGGAGGAGCGUGAAAACCGUGAGCCUGUUCCCCGGGUAACACAGUCGCCAACAGCAGCACCGGCCGUGCCAUGCUCCCCCUCGCCCACCUCCCCAGCAGACCCGCUGGUGCUCCGGAGAAAGCACUCCCCCAACGUCGAGCCCAACUACCCCGACCAGAUGCACCUCCCUCUCCCAGCCGCUUCCCUGCUCCGCCAGCGGCCCUCUUUCCGCAACCGGCCCCGACCGCAGAGCCUGGUGCUGUUCAGCCCUCCCUUCCCCAUCAUGGACCCCCCCAAUGCCCCCACAGCCCCACCUUCCUCCGCGCCACAUCACGCCUCCGCCUCUCGGCCGGAUCGGCCCCACAAUCGGACCGCAGCCGGGCUGGGCAGGGCGGCCAGCUUCUGGGACAGGCCCUCGCAUCGCCAGGAGGAGACCAGAUCCCGUCGGGACAAGACGAGCGGUCAAGCCUCAGACGUCCCCUCUAAAGACCACGUGGAUAAUUGCAAGGCGCUGACUGCUGAUGGCGGCGUGGUGCUGAGAGGCGGUUCUGCCGGGUGCAGUAAGAUGACCCUGCCCAAGAGCGGGCAGCGGCUGGAGACGUCGCCCGGCAGCUGCUUCUACCAGCCCCAGAGGCGCUCGAUGGUGCUGGACAACCGCAGCAGCCGGCAGAUCGAGUGAAGGCAAUGCAGACAGACUAUAUAUAUAUAUACCAGAAAAACACUCAGUGAGCGCAAACCUCCGCCAAGCGAAAACAUAACCGCCUCAUGGAUCCAGACGGUGAUGCGGAUCACAAAUUUAAUCGUUUCUUCCUUGGAUCAUUUCAGACCUUCCCUGAAAAUGUAAUCGAAAUCCAUCCAUAACUUAUCUUGCGAACAAACAAACAAACAAACAAACAAACAGACAGACAGACAAACAAACCCAGAUGAAAACAUUAGCUCCUUGGUGGAGGUAAUGAAUGACUGAAUGAAUGUUAAUGCAGAGAGGUUAUACGCAGAUUAAAUCGAGUGAUGUCAAUGCAGACAUUUUAUAUACAGAUUAAAUCAAGCGAAGGCAAUCCAGACAGGUUAUAUACAGAUUAGACUGAGUGAUGUCAAUGCAGACAGGUUUGCGAUAUAUAUGAAUCAGGGGAGUUUUCUAUGGCGAGAUGAUGAACUCAUAGCCAUCAACAAAUGAAGUGCUGUGGGAGCUGUAGUUACCCGGGGAAGAGGGGUGAUGCUUGGGGGGGUUGAGGAGUGGAACGACUGUAGAUCUACAACCAAUCCAGAAGCCUCAAGGAUGCGCACCAUCUCAUCAAACAUCAAUCCAGACACGCUGAAGCUGGAAAUGUCUGAGAGACGAGAUCCUGUCCUGCUAAUGACGUGUUACUGUACAAGAGUCACAGCAAGAGAACUCAUCACAGCAGUAAAAUACCCAAUCCAUCUCCCCUGGUGUGAGAAGUGAUAACCCCUGUCAGUUAUGGAGACAGCCUGACAGGCAAAUCCAUUUGACAUUCUAAACCAUUAGCAACUUAAAGCUCCAUGAAGUAUUUGAGUUCUCAGCGUGUUCUGUUCCCCUGUGACCUCAGUGUUGGGAAUUCUCAGACAGUUCUAUGUUCUGAGUCAUCAUCUAUCAUCUAUCAUCAAGAACCGGGCAUUUGUUCUCGUGAUACUGUAACGCUCCAUGGCUUCACAGGUUGGAACCGGCCUUCGCUGCUGUAACAUUAUGACGGAGGAUCGUAGAAGUGCUGCGGCAGGCACGUUAGCGAGAUGUCAGGUUAUCGUUCAAGAACAGAGUCAGCACCACUCACCCUCUCACAGAGAGUUCAUCUCAAUGCAAGCUUUACUUGUACUGGAAUAUGCCAUAUGGAUGCUGUUUGUAUGAAUAUGUAUAUGUAUGUAUGUAUGUAUGUAUGCCUCUACAGUAUGUAUGCUGGUUAUGGGGAUAGAGGCACUUUACUGAGGAAUCAGAGUCCCACCCCCUCCAGAGACCUACAGAUUAAGCUGAACUGGAGAGCAGGACUGGACCUUGACUAGGUGAAGUUAGAAGGAAGACAGAAAUUGAUAGAGAGAGAGAGAGAGAGAGAGAGAGAGAGAGAGAGAGAGAGACUAGAAAGUGUGUAAACAGAGUAAGAGGAAGAUAACGACCCAACACAUUCACUACUGCGCCAGCCUCACUACAUACGCACUGACAUAUAACCCUGAUAAAGGGGUCAUGUUUUGUCUGCCAGUCAUUAUCGGAAAAUAAGUGCCGACUUUGGGAACUGGGAACAGGACCCUGAUGGGGGUGGUGGCAAAGUAGUGGUUAAGGAGCUGGGCUAGCGUGCAGCAGCCUGAAAGUUGUCGGUUCAAUUCCCGGCUUCCACGGUUGUGCCCUUGAGCAAGGCGCUUAACCCCAAAUUGCUCUGGGAACAAUGUAUGUAAUGCCUUGUAAUAUAGUUGACAUACUGUAUGUAAGUCACUUUGGACAAAAAGUGCCUGCUAAAUGUAAUGUCUAGUGGGGGGUCAUGCUUUGUCCUGAAGGGAAUUAUUUUUCUAUAAUGACCGGCAGACAAUAUGUUGUCCCACUUAUUAUGCGGCUACUUGGCAAAAUGAGAAAAGAAACUUCACACAAUGUCUUUUUAAAAUAAUUUUGUUACCGUUUUAGAGCUUCUGCAGAGAAACUCAUUUUUCAUUGCGAUAAGUGAACAGAAUAAUAUCAAAGAUGUGAAUCAGAAGCACAAAACCUGUUGCCACUGACAACAGUCAGCGGUCGAAAUAUCGGACCUCCAUACAUUGGUAAGGUCCGUUCAUGCUGUUGGAACUCUCUGCAUAAUUUUGAAGAAGCCGUAUAAUAAACUCACUACACACAGAUUAUCCAAUAACCCUGCUAAAUGCUUACAUCACAACCCCAAACACACUACAGACACACUGCCACGCAACCCUGCUAAAUAACAUACUAAUAUGUGCUGUACGAAAUCCUAGGCUGUAGUUUGCUCCCCUACACAGUCGGUCAGUAGGAGAAUCAGAGAGAUGCGUUUUGCUGUAUGAAAUCCUAGGCUGUAGUUUGCUCCCCUACAAGACAACGUUUUCAGGACUGACUCCAACUCCCAGAAUGCCUCUCACCCCUACGCCUCUGACGCCAAUACUGAGAAUGCCUCUCGCCCCUACAGCAUUGACUCCAACUCCCAGAAUGCUUCUCGCCCCUUCAGCACUGACUCCAACUCCCAGAAUGCCCCUCACCCCGAAAGUACUGACUCCCACAAUGCCUCUCGCCCCUACAGCAGUGGUGAUGGAGUUCUGGUGAGCAUCUGCUCAAGGCUACUGAAUGAUGUCCCUCCUCUCGGGUAGUUUCAUCAGGGCACACAGUCUGGUUUGGAUGCCUAUCAGAGGAGAUUGCCGGGAGAGAGCUUUCAUGUGUGGGUAAACUACAGAGAGGGCGCCACCCUUCAUGCAGUGUGAUAAAACCACCAGCAGAGGGCAGUGGUAAGGUGACUCAAGCGCAAGGUAAACACGGCAGAAGCUUGGGCUGUCGUUUGGGUUGAGUUUGGGUGGAAAAACACAGAACGGAUUAGAAAUGGUCUGGUCCUGAACCAUCCUGGACUUGAAUCUGUGUAUGGGGGGCAGACAGAUUAGGAAAGAAAAAACGUGCAGUCAGGGCAGGGUGAGAGCUGAUGUGGUGAGCGUCCCUUUCUGUGCAGCUGGGUCCCUGUGUGUGCUCUGUAGAGGCUCUGGCUGAAGCUGUCCAGUGGACAGAUACAUAGUGACCCUCCAGGGAUUCUCAAAUGGGCCCAAACUCCGUCUGUAUGGUGCUGGACGUGAGACUGUGUGCACAGUUUCACACACACACAGAUUCAUGGGUAUAAUAAGCUGCUAGUGGCUCUGAAACACUGAAGUAUUACUGGACAGAACUCUAAAGUGAGGCAUUAUGUAAUUGGCUAAUGAAUUUAGCCAAUUUACGCACAUUUGCAGGCUUAGGGCAGUGUGAUACACAAGUGAAGUCAGCACAGUCUGAGGUCAGUCUGUGUUGCUUCCCAUACCAUCCCCCCCCACCCCCCCAUCCACCAACUAUGUUGUACAUACUGAAAGGCAAUAACACAUAACUAAAUGACAGCCUUAAAUCAUGGCAUAGCUGUUCUCCUGUUCUAACACACACACACACACACACACACACACACACACACACACACACACACACACACACACACACACACACACACAACUAAACAACUGUGUGGGUUGAUGGAUGUUUUGAACGUUGACUAGUGAUUCAGGGUGGUUUGGCGUUUGGGCACUGAGAUGGUUUCACGUGUGGAGACGUGGAUAGGAGAUGGAGGUGCCAUUUUAUCCUCCCCGAUGAGGAGCCUGAUUGGAGGGCCGAGCUUGGGGAGGAUGGCCCUCGCAGGAACAAAAAAAUCUCAGGCUUCCCACAAACAGCGCUACGGUCUGCAGGGUCCAGAAAACUGACACUCUGCCAACGUCUCAUUAUCAGACGACUUUUGCUUAUUCUUUGAUCUUAUUUUGUCACUGCUUCGGUUGUGCCUAUGUCAGGCAGUAUUUCUAGUAUUCCACAUGUACAGCUGUGUACAAAGUUAUAUUUGAUUUAUAAACUUUUCUUUUGGCUGGCCUGGAAUUAUAAUCCACAGGAUUUGAUUUAUAGCCUUCACAUAUUAAAUUUAUGGAUACAUGUUCUGUGUCCUUACCUCAUUGAUAAAACUGGACAAAUGUCUCAUCAAGCAGAUUUUACAGACAUGUGUAUUUGAGUUUUAUUUGUUAUCGUUAAAGUUGUAUUUUAAUUCUCAGCAGCUACAUAGUAUUGCUGAGCUGAGUCAAACAUGUUUGGAGCAAAACAAAGAUGAUUACUCUUAACUGGAAAGCCAUAACAAUUAAAACAGAACAGCCAUUUUAGACUUUUAAAUGUGUUUAUCAAGUUCUAACUGUUGUCACUUAUCUAAAAGUGGCUACUGUUUGUGUUAAUAAAAUCUGUUUAAUAAAUAAUAAAGAACUCUAUGUAUAUUAGCAAUGUACCUGUCAAUCACUCAAUUUCUACCGUACUUCUACUCUCUCUCUUUCUCUUUCUCUC
Molecule: messenger RNA, 10092 nt
Organism: Sardina pilchardus (European sardine)
Lineage: Eukaryota; Metazoa; Chordata; Actinopteri; Clupeiformes; Clupeidae
Gene: arhgap31
Product: Rho GTPase activating protein 31
Exons: 15
Coding region: 664-5733 (1689 amino acids)
Biological process (GO): small GTPase-mediated signal transduction
Cellular component (GO): lamellipodium
Molecular function (GO): GTPase activator activity
Source: RefSeq, a predicted model, not a curated record